GUCUUCUCUCCUCCACCCCUCAGAGAGACAGACUGGUGUAACUCCUGGCCUUCAUCACCUCCAUCAUCAUCCUCAGAGGAACACGGACAGGGAGCCCCCUGACCCUCGCCCCGCCGGGUCACCAUGGCAACGGUCAUCUGCACUCGUUUCACCGAAGAGUAUCAGCUGUACGAGGAGCUGGGCAAGGGAGCGUUUUCAGUGGUGCGCCGCUGUGUGAAAGUGCUGUCGGGUCAGGAGUACGCCGCCAAGAUCAUCAACACCAAAAAACUGUCUGCCAGAGAUCAUCAGAAGUUGGACCGUGAAGCUCGAAUCUGUCGUUUACUGAAACACCCCAACAUCGUUCGGCUCCAUGACAGUAUCUCAGAAGAAGCGCAUCAUUACCUCAUCUUUGACCUGGUGACAGGUGGAGAGUUAUUUGAAGAUAUUGUAGCCAGAGAAUAUUACAGUGAAGCCGACGCCAGUCACUGUAUCCAGCAGAUUUUGGAGGCGGUGCUACACUGUCACCAGAUGGGCGUGGUCCACAGAGACCUGAAGCCAGAGAACCUGCUGCUGGCCUCUAAGUCUAAAGGAGCAGCGGUGAAACUGGCCGACUUCGGCCUCGCCAUCGAGGUGGAGGGAGACCAGCAGGCGUGGUUCGGCUUUGCAGGGACUCCAGGUUAUCUGUCUCCAGAGGUUUUAAGGAAGGAUCCGUACGGGAAAGCAGUCGACCUCUGGGCUUGUGGUGUGAUUCUCUACAUCUUACUGGUCGGUUAUCCUCCAUUCUGGGAUGAAGAUCAACAUCGUCUCUACCAGCAGAUCAAAGCUGGAGCUUACGACUUUCCUUCUCCAGAGUGGGACACAGUGACUCCUGAAGCCAAAGAUCUCAUUAACAAGAUGUUAACCAUCAACCCAGCGAAACGCAUCACAGCUGCUGAAGCUCUGAAACACCCCUGGAUCUCUCAUCGCUCCACGGUGGCGUCCUGUAUGCACAGACAGGAAACAGUCGAAUGUCUGAAGAAGUUCAACGCCAGGAGGAAACUGAAGGGAGCCAUUCUGACGACCAUGCUGGCCACCAGAAACUUCUCCGGAGGAAAGAGUGGCAGCAACAAGAAGGCCGACGGAGUCAAGGAAUCAUCUGAGAGCACAAACACCACCAUAGAGGACGAAGACACCAGAGUGAGGAAACAGGACAUCAUUAAAGUCACUGAGCAGCUCAUUGAGGCGAUCAGCAAUGGAGACUUUGAGAGCUACACUAAAAUGUGCGACCCGGCUGUGACGGCGUUCGAACCCGAGGCUUUGGGAAACCUGGUCGAAGGCCUUGACUUCCACCGCUUUUAUUUUGAAAACUUAUGGUCUAAGAACAGUAAACCGGUCCACACCACCAUCUUGAACCCUCACAUCCACCUGGUCGGGGACGAGGCCGCCUGCAUCGCUUACAUCAGAGUGACGCAGUACAUCGACGCCAACGGCACGCCUCGCACCGCCCAAUCAGAGGAGACCCGGGUGUGGCACCGCCGUGACGGGAAGUGGCAGAUCGUCCACUUCCAUCGCUCAGGCUCCGCCUCCACACUCAGCAAUUAACUUCCAGAGUGGGCAGGUCUUUGAUGGGGCCACCAUCACCUUGACGACAGAUUGAUUGACAGCAGGCCGGGCGUCUGACACCAACCAUUCAGGAUUUAGUUUGAGACGUUUGACAAAGACAAAAUGGAGGAGGAGUCGGGGGCGGAGCCAGAGAGCUUCACUCAAACUAGUCCAGAAGUGAACUGCAUCAUCAAUCAAUCAGCCAAUCAGCUUCCUCUUUUUAGCUCGUUUGGACUUUUGCUGCGGCCACGCCCCUUUGUGAUUAGCCAAUCAGCUGCACAACGCAGGUAGUAAUAAUGUGUGGAAACCUCGUAUCUCCAGGACUGACAGCUGAUUCUACUGUGACUCAUUAAUUAGAGUUAAUUAACACGUUGUUAGGGAGUAAUUAAAUAAUUAAUGGCUCAUUAAUGACCAAUUUAAUGUGAUUUAAGUUCUAGGGGAUUUUGGUUCAUAUACAACCCAGAACCCAGAAUCUAGAACCCAGAACCUAGAACCCAGUGGAGGAGCUCUGAGGUGCGACCUGCUCUCUGGUCCUCUGGGAGACACGAGAUUUCCACCUGACAGUGAAGUUAAUUAUAUAGAAUAACAAAUAAAAUCAUAUUAUUGUAAAUGGAUGCCAGACGUUGCCAUGGUUACUAAUUAUGCUAUAGACCAGUUAUCUCGUGAUCACACUCCCCCUCCCCAGUUUAAAAAUUAUUAUUCAUAUUAGAUCAAUAAUAAUAAUUCAUAUAUUCUCAUGUAUGUUUCAUUCAAACGUUUCCUCCACAGUGAUUCAUAUUAAUACAAUUAUAACAGUAAUUAAAUAUAAAGUGAUCACAUCCAUUAAAUUAAUUUAAUUCAAAUAGUCUCAGUGUAACAAGACUGUGGUCGUGAAAUAUUCAAAGCUAUUUAAUGAUCAGUGACCUCAGCAGCUCUGGGCCUCCAUACAUGAUGUCACAGGGUCGACGUGACAUCACAGGGUCGACGUCGUGUUUAAUGUCGUACGAGCAGGAAGUGAUGAGAACACCGUACGACGCUCGUCUCUCUGCUUCCACAAACUUCCACCUGCGAUCUUCCAUGAACUGCCACACCUCCUCUCAGAUCACCUGACCCCCCCCCCACCACC
This is a messenger RNA of Seriola dumerili (greater amberjack), 2665 nucleotides long. RefSeq names its product calcium/calmodulin dependent protein kinase II alpha (gene camk2a). Lineage: Eukaryota; Metazoa; Chordata; Actinopteri; Carangiformes; Carangidae. Gene Ontology annotation, cellular component: neuron projection; cytoplasm. Bases 124 to 1560 code for a protein of 478 amino acids. Gene Ontology annotation, molecular function: calcium/calmodulin-dependent protein kinase activity; ATP binding; calmodulin binding. The transcript has 18 exons. The record is from RefSeq and is a predicted model, not a curated record. Gene Ontology annotation, biological process: protein phosphorylation.